Molecule: messenger RNA, 1579 nt
Organism: Ceratina calcarata
Lineage: Eukaryota; Metazoa; Arthropoda; Insecta; Hymenoptera; Apidae
Exons: 11
Coding region: 109-1569 (486 amino acids)
Source: RefSeq, a predicted model, not a curated record
GUUUGGGUGAAUAGAACAAUUCACUCAAACACAGUCUCGGUCUUAGGCUUGAUGUUACUUAAAUAAAAGAAUCGGAUAUUGAAUGGUGGUUUAAAAUCUACCCGUAAAAUGGCUAAAAAAACCACACCAGCUGCGUUGCAAACUGAAAUUGUUAAUAACGAUGAAUGGGAGAAAUUGCUCACAAAACCAGGUUUAAUAGUAGUCGAUGUAUAUUCCGAAUGGAGCGGGCCUUGCACGGGAAUGGUGAGCAUCCUCAAGAAAAUCAAAAUGGAAAUCGGAGGCGAUGCUUUAAGUUAUGCCACGGCGAAAUGUGAUUAUAUUACCGCCUUGGAGCGUUUUCAAGGAAAGAGCGAACCAACGUGGAUGUUCAUACACAACGGUCGUAUGGUGAAUCUAAUGUUUGGUGCUCAGUGUCCACAAUUAUUAAAAAUGUUAACAAUGGAAUUACAACGCGUACAAAAUGACGAAGAACACGAGUUUUCUUUAGAUGUAUCAGAGAGAAGUCCGGAAGAAAUAAAACGAUUGCAAAUUAUUGAAGAAACUAGAAUAGCCAAAGAAACGGCAAAAAGGGCUCGGAAAGAAGCUGAAGCUGUAGCGCGGUACGAAGCUGAAAUGUUGCAUUUGAUCACUUCGCUAAGUAAAGAAACUUGUCUGCUGCUUUACCCAUGGGUUUUUAAAGACGAAGAAGGUCAUAAAAGAGACAAAAGAUCAAGCCCCCCAUACGUAGAAUUAGUCGAAGAAAUUUUACCGGGAAAUUAUGCUAUUGAACACGAAAUACGAAAACGUCUUAACGAAGAUAUUCUCAGCUCCAUGUUUAAUGAAUCCGAUUACACGUUAACAUCGAAUGCAAAAAAACUACUUAUGGAUGGUAAAUGUAUGUUCAUGCGUUUGAAAGUAAGCGAAACGAAAUCGGAAACUGAUAUACAUGAGCAUUUGAUAAGUCUUUUAUUUGGAGAAGCAGAAUUACCCACUGCAGAAAAGAGUCUCAAUGAAGAGUGUUUUGCAGGUCGACAUCGUCCUAGCUAUGUAACAAGUGAGAAUGAAAACGAAGUUUUUCCACUUGUGUGGACACCGCCAAAUCCUCGAAACAAAGCAAUUGUCUUUCGCAACAUUUUUGCAACAUAUACUAACAAUACAUAUCCAUAUGAGGAUAAAACAGCCAAGGUGCCCAUAGUUGUAUUUAAAUACGAUUACACGAAAAAGAGCGAACUCAAAAUGAUUUUGCAAGAAUUUGAAGAUGAAGUAAUUAACUUUGGCAUUUUCGAGUCUGAUAAACCUCAAGAGGCGAAGCUUUUAGCGAAAAGUAUCACAGAAUUUGAGUCAAAUACAAGAGAAAGGACGGGUUACGAGACAUUCGUCUGCGUUGUGAAAAAGAUAGGGUGCGAAACAUUUUUAGGAUUCGCUGGUAUCGGACCUUAUCACGUGAGUGAAAAUCCAGAAAAAGCUAUCGAAGAAUCAGAGUUAUACUUUCCGGAUAUUACUGCCGCGGAUGAAACGCAAUCGGACGACGAAGAAAAACCAGAAGAGGCGACGGAAAAUCCGGAAGGGAACAUGAAUGAAACAUCUUAAAAUUAUAUAC